AUGCAAUUUAUUUCUACUGUCAAUUUUUCUGUUAUUGUUAAUGGUCAACCUACAACUCCUUUUUUCCCUUCUCGUGGGCUUCAACAAGAAAAUCCUUUAUUCCCUUAUUUAUUUCUCUUUAUAUCUCAAGUACUCUCUUAUUUGUUAUCAGAUGCACAUGUUAAGGGUUUUCUUCGAGGCAUUAGAAUUGCUCGAGCGGCUCCAUUCCUUCUUGAUGUUUUAUUUGCUGACUCUUGUUUGCUCGAGCAUCCAGGGAGGAAUAAGAACUCUCCUCUCAAUCUCAAGCGAGACAUUUUGAAUUUGUUUCGUAUGGAUGAACUACAUGCGUCUGAUAAGAAUUUGGGCUUGCCUAUGAUACUCAGUCGUUCUCGUCAACAAGCUUUACCAGGGAUUGAGGAUAAACAUGCGAAGAUACAAUUAUGGAAACGUCAGCUACUGUCUCAUCUAAGCAGUGUUGGCGUCUUCUCCAUUCUCCCUCUAGUUUAUGGGCUAAGGUCCUCAAGACUAAGUACUUUCCAACCUCCUCGUUCUGAGAUGCUCGUAGCAAAUGGAAGCAGUAUUGGAUUUAGGCUAGUCUUCUUGCUGGACGAGAGGUGUUGCGACGGGGAGUCUGAUGGGCAGUACAGUGUUCGCUCAGACUAUAGAUUUUUGAUGGCCUUUUCUUUGGAUAAUGGUUCCUCUGCUGUUGCUACUACACCUUGA
Molecule: messenger RNA, 702 nt
Organism: Manihot esculenta (cassava)
Lineage: Eukaryota; Viridiplantae; Streptophyta; Magnoliopsida; Malpighiales; Euphorbiaceae
Exons: 4
Coding region: 1-702 (233 amino acids)
Source: RefSeq, a predicted model, not a curated record